Messenger RNA from Alternaria alternata, 1011 nucleotides. Its product is annotated as NAD(P)-binding protein. NCBI's taxonomy places the organism in Eukaryota, Fungi, Ascomycota, Dothideomycetes, Pleosporales, Pleosporaceae. The coding region runs from base 1 to 987 and encodes 328 amino acids. The record is from RefSeq and is a predicted model, not a curated record. The transcript has 3 exons.
AUGACCAAAUUAAUCGCCGUCGUUGGAGUCACUGGAAACCAGGGUGGUUCGGUCGCUCGUGUGUUCCAGAAUGAGCCCGGAUGGAAAGUUCGUGGCAUCACUCGGGACCCAUCCAAGCCAUCCGCUACAAAGUGGUCAUCUGACAACGUUGAAAUCAUAGCGGGCGAUCUCGAUGACCUGGAGUCACUAAAGAAAGGGUUCGAAGGUGCAAACGUCAUUUUCGGCACGACUGACUUUUGGGCUCAUCUGAACGCCCCGGCAACGCACCAGGUUGCGGCCGAGCAGAAGCGCACAGCCAAUGAGGUAGCGUUCGACCGAGAGGUUCAGCAAAUGAAAGCUAUCAUCGACGCAGCAGCGGCUCAUGUUGGCACUUUGGAUCGCCUCGUGUUGUCCACGCUGUCUUCAGCGAGAAAAUGGAGCAAUGGUAGUAUCAAAUGGAACUAUCACUUCGAUGCGAAGGCCGAAGCUGAGAACUAUCUGAAAGACACGUAUCCGGAGCUGUGGGCCAAGACGAGCCUGCUGCACCUGGGCUACUAUGCAAGCAACUGGAAGAACUUUAGUGGGAAACCAGAAAAGCAAGAAGACGGUACCUUCGUUGUUAGUCUUCCCAUUAGCGGAGACAAGAAGAUUCCCAUGGUCGAUCCGGUUGCAGAUACUGGCAAUUUCACGAAGGCACUCGUUGAGUUGUCACCAGGUAAACUCAUCAGUGGCGCUGGAUCGUAUAUCUCGUUCGAUGAGUGGUGCGACACUUUUGGGAAGGUAAACAACGUGAAAUGCGUGUUCAAGAAAAUGCCUCGGGAUGCAAUGGAAGCUGCGAUGGGGCCUGUGUACGGGCCUGAAAUUGCUGACAUGUACGAGUACUUCGACAAGUUUGGUUUUGAAGGAGGCAAUCCUGAUGUCGUGUUUCCGUGGGAUUUGGGCAUCGACGUGAAGUACACUUCCAUGGAGGAGUACUUGAAGGGUGAGGAUUGUAGUUCGGUUUUGUAAGUGAUCGAGAGAGAGCAUCAUCAG